AUGACGGCGCAAACCGAUGCGGAUCUCAGCGACUCUAUCCCAGCACAGGGCUGGCUGCACCUGAGGCUGGUCUGGAACGCCUCGAACGAGUUGGUCCUCCUCGCCCAGGAUAAAGGAUUCCGUACCGCCCUCCACCAUCCGAAGGCCAAGCCCGACCCCCUCGGGGAGGGCUUUAACGUCGGCCUCAAUGUGAAUUCAUACGUUGGCGUGAGGAAGAUGAGUCUUGAACGCCUUCGUCUAGUUACAGGAGGGGAUUGCGCCUUCGAUUCCUAUGUACAAGAACGCUUCGACAAAAGGAUUUUCAAAGUUUCAGAUCAAAACAAAUAUUCCAAAAAGGUAGUGGGCUUCAUCGGUACACUAGGCGUACUGCUUGGCCUCUACGCUGGUCUGUCCUUCGUCUCCGUUCUAGUAGUGUUGGAGUGGAUGUUGGACUUGGUCUUGUACGGUUGGAGGAAGCCGAAGAAAAAACUGGGGAGAAAGAAAAUGGCCGUCAUCACUUGGAGAGAACCUCUUCAACUGGAGCAGACGAAGACGGAAGCGUUGGGUUCAGGGAUCCCAGGGGAUGGCAUUCUCCGUAACUACAGCCCGCAAAUUGAAGCUCAGAGAGCAGGAUUCGAAAUUGUCUUCUCUGACAAAGUGAUGUUAUAG
Molecule: messenger RNA, 648 nt
Organism: Darwinula stevensoni
Lineage: Eukaryota; Metazoa; Arthropoda; Ostracoda; Podocopida; Darwinulidae
Source: the annotation of a GenBank genome assembly